AUGUCGUACGUCUCGGACUGGAGGGCCCCUGGCAAGCUCGUCGCGUCGCUCGGCGCACCCUUCUGGGGCAAUCUGAAGCCCACCGCCGGCGAUUUUGCCUGCCUGUGCUCGCUGUUCUUUGACAACCUCUCGACGAUGCUCACCUUCUCGGCAAUCUGGCAAGCGCCCCCCUUCACCGCCCACGAGCUCUUCGACGUCACCGACGGAGGCGACAAAGCGAGGGAGCUUCUCUACAAGCGAAUCAUCCCGGGCUGCGGCUUCGUCCUCUUCCUGGGCAACGUGUACUACUCCUGGAUGGCGACGCGUAUGAAGACUCAGUUCGGCCGCGAAUUCACCUCCCAGCCUUACGGCAUCAGCGGUCGCUGCUCCGCCCCGUCCGAAUCCGUCCGCCCGCGCGUGCUGCUGCCGCCGCCGCCGCCGCUCCACCCGGCCCCGAAUAUAAACUAA
Molecule: messenger RNA, 447 nt
Organism: Emiliania huxleyi CCMP1516
Lineage: Eukaryota; Haptophyta; Isochrysidales; Noelaerhabdaceae
Exons: 4
Coding region: 1-447 (148 amino acids)
Source: RefSeq, a predicted model, not a curated record